AUGGAAUACUACAUCUUUGCCCUGCUGGUGGUCCUCCUCUCCUGCUUUCAGCAGUGCUGGUCUGCGUCAUGUGUGGUGGACAGCUUCACAGUCAAGCAGGACUUCGACCCCAAGAGGUAUGCUGGGAAAUGGUAUGCCCUGCAGAAGAAGGAUCCUGAGGGCCUGUUCCUCCAGGACAACAUCUCUGCUGAGUACACUGUUGGUGACGAUGGCACCAUGACAGCCUCCUCCAAGGGUCGCGUCACCCUUUUCGGGUUCUGGGUUGUGUGUGCUGACAUGGCCGCCCAGUACAGUGUGCCUGACCCCAGCACCCCUGGCAAGAUGUUCAUGAACUACCAGGGCCUGGCUAGCUACCUGUCCAGUGGAGGUGACAACUACUGGGUCAUUGACACCGACUAUGACAACUACGCCAUCACCUAUGCCUGCCGCACCCUGAAGGAGGAUGGCAGCUGCGACGACGGCUACGCCCUGAUCUUUUCCCGCAACCCCCGCGGCCUGCCCCCCGCCAUCCAGCGCAUCGUCCGCCAGAAGCAGGAGGAGAUCUGCAUGGCCGGCCAGUUCCAGCCCGUGCUGCAGUCCGGUGAGUGUGCACCUUCCACACAGUAA
Messenger RNA from Megalops cyprinoides (Indo-Pacific tarpon), 606 nucleotides. Its product is annotated as purpurin-like. Lineage: Eukaryota; Metazoa; Chordata; Actinopteri; Elopiformes; Megalopidae. The record is from RefSeq and is a predicted model, not a curated record. The coding region runs from base 1 to 606 and encodes 201 amino acids. The transcript has 4 exons. Gene Ontology annotation, molecular function: retinoid binding; retinol transmembrane transporter activity.